CUUCCACAGACCGUUUCGACGACAGACGGGAUGGCCGAGGCGGCAGACGUGCCAACUCGGUCCCCGUCCAUGGACAUGGUGGCGGCACAAGGAGUGCCUGUGUUUGCUCUGGAAGCCAUGUACCAACAGGACAAGCUGCAACAAGAGUCGAGUCUCCAUUGCGACGACGGAGGAGUAGAUGCCCAGGGCGCACAGCCACCGCAUUCGCAGCCGUCUCGCCACGACCAUGCAGGUCGAGACACUCCACCUGGACGACCACUCCCACGACCAGCGGACGUGGGCAUGUACUCGGCAUCUGUCGAAAAUGCCACCUCCAACGCGUUGUGGGCUCAACCGAACUCUCUCGAGUCCGCUGCCCCGAUCAACUCUACAAUCAGUCUUCUUCCACCGGAGUGCCACGAUACCGUGAAGAAACGUGGUCGUGGUGACGCCACGCUGUCGUCUCCAUCGAAACCCACCGCGCCUGCUCGGCCUGCACGGCCGCGGGCGCCAUCUCUUGCGACGGUGGUUGCCACAGCCAUGACAAAUCCCGACGUCGUUGUCACCGACGACGCGGCCGAUUCGUCGUCCGGAAUUGUGACGUUUGACGUGGGCGGGACCAUUUUUCGAUGCAAGCAACGGGUGGUUGAGAAAUACCCAAACAAACGCCUCCACCGGUUGCUCCUGUGCGGCUGCGAACAACAGCAAAGCAGCCCAUUCGCUUCCCCUGUUGCCGCCAUCUUUGUCGAUCGCAAUCCGAACUACUUCGCUGUCAUUCUCGACUGGUAUCGCACUGGUACGUUCCACGUGCCAGACUCGCUGAGCAUGGCGGGCCUCCAUCACGAAGCCGCAUACUUUGACGUGCUGGCUGAAAUGUUUUCCAACAACGAGGCACCCGCGUUGCCGUCUGCAUCCUCUCCCAUAAAGGUAGCAGUGUCGGUACCCCCCAUAUCCCCCAGCGCCCCCACGCCGUCCAGGAGUCCUGCUACUGGUUCAUCGCUGACGGCAAUCCACUGCUUUGUCAAAUCCUACACGCUGACGCUUCUUCCUGCCCAACCCCCCGUGGUGUUCAUCCUCCGGGCGCACGAACAACUAGUGCUUGAAAGCGCCGCGGGCGUCGGGCGACUCCUCCUACGAGUUACCGAUUUGCAUGGUAGCACGACCGUUCCUCGCGCUGUUCUCUACGACAGUCACUCGUACUUUUUUCUCGGCGGUGGCCAGGCGAAGCUGCACGGCACGCCCUUCCCAGGCAACCUCAUCUACUCGUUUUGGGCGGACGACACGGCCAGUGGCGAGCCACCAGAAACGACCGCAAUGCCACUUCACGUCGAAUUCAAGCUCCGAUGUGCAUUCCAUGCGUCCGAAGUGCUCGCACUCACCCCGGACGCUCAGAAACUCCUCAGCCACACACUCGACAUGGUAGCCAAGUCCACCAGCGCCACAGUCACAACCGCAGUCCUUGCUGGUCUUGAAGUGGACCAGCCGUCGCCGUCACCGCGCGGGCCGGACAGACGUGCAGCUGACAAGCCCAAGCAACCCCCAUUGGCGAUGGUAAGCGUCCAGCCACCAACGCAGCAACCUUCACUAGCCCCGGGGCCGACGGUAUCAACGACGACAACGGGUGGGGUGGUCGCAGCCAACGACAAGUUCUCAGCAAUACCAGUCUAUCGGCCCCCACCCGCGGCCACACUUGCUGUCCCACCAGCAAUAUACGGCGCACCCAAGGAAAACGCUAGUUCGCUUCCAGAAAAGACAAAGGAGCGAGCACAAAUCCUCGACGAAGCCCAGCAAUUUCAAACCAAAGUCAAGGAGCAUGCCGCGUGGUUACAACAUUACCAGCGCGAAAUGCAGCAGUCGUCGGCAAUUCCACGGGACCUUCCUCCUUCCGAUACCCCCAGCUCACCGACCAAGAAGACGUCGGCAGCGUCCAUGGCGCCUGUCGCAACCCCUCGACCAGUCGUCAAACGAAAGUGAACCACGCAGUGCCAUCGACUGCGCUAUGGAUGGACCUCCGCGCGCAACCUCACUGGCCAUUCAGACACAACCCCCACCUACUUCAUCCUGUUUAGUUAUGAAAGGCACAUGGAGACGCAGGGCCGAACGCCGCCAUUGCGCUAGCUGCCGCCCUUAGACUCGGAAAUGGGUUGAGACAACAAGCCACGAUGAAUCAUCAAACGGUGUAGUUGCAUCACAUCAUGCAUGUUGUGGUCGUGCGUUUGCCCAAAGCACUACAAACAAUGGGUUCGUCCGU
This is a messenger RNA of Aphanomyces invadans, 2230 nucleotides long. RefSeq lists its product as hypothetical. Gene Ontology annotation, biological process: protein homooligomerization. Bases 31 to 1953 code for a protein of 640 amino acids. The record is from RefSeq and is a predicted model, not a curated record. Gene Ontology annotation, molecular function: protein binding. NCBI's taxonomy places the organism in Eukaryota, Oomycota, Saprolegniomycetes, Saprolegniales, Verrucalvaceae. The transcript has 3 exons.